This is a messenger RNA of Nanorana parkeri, 2216 nucleotides long. RefSeq lists its product as uncharacterized. The transcript is spliced from 14 exons. Gene Ontology annotation, molecular function: nucleotide binding. NCBI's taxonomy places the organism in Eukaryota, Metazoa, Chordata, Amphibia, Anura, Dicroglossidae. The coding region runs from base 132 to 2216 and encodes 694 amino acids. The record is from RefSeq and is a predicted model, not a curated record.
UGUGACUGUGCUGGGCGUGUCUUCUGACGCUCAAGCAGCCAAUGUCUAGAAGGAUUCCUUCCUCUGUGUGUAGUGUUUCCCCAGCAAGGCUCAUCACACUCAUCUGAGGAUCCUCUGGGUGAAAAGGAAGUAUGGACUUCUUCAACAAGCUGACCAGAUCUAACAGUACAAAGAAGAAGAAGCCGGCCUCUGAUCAGGUACAGUUUGAAGAAGAAGAAAAUGUGAAAUGCGUAACUGCCAUAAUUGUGGGCGCCGGAAGCCGGGGAUUUGUUUACUCCUUUUAUGCUGUGAAUUUCCCCAAACGAAUGAAGGUUGUUGGUGUGGCUGAUCCUCGUUCCUGCGUGAGAGAUCAAGUUAAAAAGUAUCAUGAGAUUGAUGAUGACAAUUUUUUUGAAGACUGGAAAGAAGCUGCAGAAAGAGAAAAAUUUGCAGAUGCAGUGAUCAUUACAACUCCGGAUAGACUGCACAAGGAACCAGCGAUUGCAUUUGCCAAAAAAGGAUAUCAUAUUUUACUUGAAAAACCCAUGGCUGUGACUCCUGAGGACUGUUGUGAAAUAGUUUCCACGUGUAAAGAGAAUGGAGUUAUGCUCGCAGUGGGACACGUUUUGCGCUACCAUCCAGUUUCAAUACAAAUAAAGGAGCUGAUAGAUUCUGGAGUUAUUGGAGAUAUUGUCCACAUCCAGCACUUGGAACCAGUUGGAUUCUGGCACUUUGCACACUCGUUUGUGCGAGGAAACUGGCGUAACGAGAGUGAAAGCACAUUUUCUCUGCUGGCUAAAUCUUGCCAUGACAUCGACCUGAUCUGUUACUGGAUGGGUAAACAAAGGUGCGUGAAGGUGUCUUCAUUCGGAGCACUCUCUCACUUUACUAAGGAGAACAAACCCAGUGGGGCCAGCAGCCGCUGCCUGGACUGUGCGGUGGAGAACUCUUGCCCAUACUCAGCAAAGAAGAUUUACCUCAACAAGGGACACUUUGGCUGGCCUGUAUCGGUCGUGUGCAGCAAUGGCGUCUAUGACAUUGAAUCACUGACUGAAGCUUUAAGGACAGGUCCUUACGGACGGUGUGUUUACGACUGUGACAAUGAUGUUUGCACUAAUCAGGUUGUGAACAUGGAGUUUGAAGGUGGUAAGACUGCUGCCUUUACAAUGAUGGGUUUUACCUAUGCGCUCGGAGUAAGGAAUACCACCAUCUUUGGGACCAAGCUUCAUGAUGUAACCGUCUGGCGUUACCAGUACGCGAGAGCUCUGGAUCAUCUUUUCCUAUAUGACAUUUUCAUCCCUCUUGUUUUUCUUCUCGCCGUGACUCAUAAACAGGUUCCUCAUUCUGCUGCGGGGAACUACAAACCCUUUCUCCGUACUGUGCGUGCCAACGUGAGCAUACAGGGAGUACAGACUGGUCCAGUCCAGCAUAAGGUGGCAGCUUUUGCGGACGACCUCCUGUUCUUCCUCGCCUCCCCUGACGUAUCCCUCCCGCUACUUCUGUCCGAGAUAGAACGCUACGGCAAAAUAUCGAAUUUCUUAGUUAACUCACAUAAAUCUAUGGCCAUGCGCCUCUCCCUAACAGGCCCACGCCUGUGGAGAGUACUAACUAAUUUCCCCUUUAAGUGGUCCCCCACGUCCCUGAAAUAUUUAGGCAUUCAACUCCCCAAAAACCCGUCCCUGACCUUUUCACUCAACUUUCCUCCAUUGCUGACUGCCAUCAGCUUGGACCUCAAGAAAUGGUCCACGGGGACCUUUUCGUGGAUGGGCCGCUGUAACAUCUUAAAGCAAACUAUUCUCCCUCGGCUUCUUUAUCCUCUCCAGGCCCUACCGAUAAAGAUACCUUCGACAUUCUUUCGAACGCUUAGAACUCUCUUCACUAAAUUUGUCUGGGCGGGGAAGCCCCCCCGAAUCAACUACAACAUACUCCGACUACCAAAACACUCCGGUGGGAUGGGCCUGCCUGAUGAACACCUGUACUACAUAGCCACCCACUUGACCCGGAUGCUGGAUUGGAGUCGCCAUGCCACCUCGAAGCUCUGGACAGGUCUAGAACAAUCCUUAACUACGACGCCGCUGUCGGGACUGGCGUGGAGCUCCUCUCCUCUAUCCCCAGCCAUCCGUUCCCACCCCACCAUCAUGCCCACGCUGGUAGUGGCCCGUUCUGCAUUCUCACAAUACUCCAUCUCACCCUACCCGUCGCCGAUGGUCCCAGUCCUGGGAAACCCAGCUGUAUAA